Messenger RNA from Rotaria socialis, 465 nucleotides. The record is from the annotation of a GenBank genome assembly. Lineage: Eukaryota; Metazoa; Rotifera; Eurotatoria; Philodinida; Philodinidae.
AUGGCCAGCACUAAAAAUGAACGUACUUUUAUUAUGGUAAAACCCGAUGGUGUGCAACGUGGUGUUGUUGGAGAUGUUAUUCAUCGAUUUGAACAACGUGGUUAUAAACUAGUCGCACUUAAAAUGCUUCAGGCACCGAGAGCUUUACUCGAAAGUCAUUAUGAAGAACAUAAAGGCAAGAAAUUCUAUGAAAUACUAUUAGCAUAUAUCGGCAGUGGACCUGUUGUUGCUAUGGUAUGGGAAGGCUUAAAUGCUGUGUCCGUUGGUCGUAAAAUGCUCGGCGCUACUGAUCCAGCAAAAUCUGAACCUGGUACUAUUCGUGGUGAUUUCGGCAUUGUUACAGGACGUAAUAUUGUUCAUGGUAGUGAUUCAGAAACAUCUGCACAACGUGAAAUUGCCUUAUGGUUUAAACCUGACGAAAUCAGUCAAUGGACACAUACAGCGGAACAAUGGAUUUAUGAAUAG